CCAGAAUCUCGAGCCCAUGGCAGAUCAACCUUUACUGUCUCAGCACACCGCUUCCGAACCCAUCGCUAACUUGACGGGAGAUUUGCCCAGCGGAAGGCAAUUGCGCAAAUCUUGCCGGUUUUGUAGGUCUAGGAAAAUACGCUGCACCGGAGAGACAGAUAUUGGUUGUUUAGCUUGUCGAAACCGCAACCAGAAGUGUGUAUACGAGCCAACCGCUGCUAUGGGUCGGCCUCGGAAGUACCCUAGGACAGAGUAUUGCGAAGAUCCAAACGCGCCCCUGCCGAUGAAUCUGAACUCCCAUCCAUCUUCGCAUUUCUUUGAAGGAGGGUGGAAUCACUCGACGUUGUUCAUGAGAACUCUUCAGCCUCAUGAAUACGAGCAAGGGCCAUCCGGAAGUUUCGACUCAGCCGUGUGGAGGCCAUUGGACGAAGAGAACAGAAGCGCCCCUUUCCAUUUCAAUCCCUCGGUAAACAUGUUACGAAACCGGCCAUUCAUGCCUACCUUGGGUGGACUGCCUAUACCGCUGAAUCACCAAAAAAUACUUUCGAACCAAAUUCCCCGUGGGAACGAUGGCACCUUUUUAAACCGAAUUCUUUGUUCCCCCAGUCCGGCAGCUUCACUUGGGAACUCGAUUAAUUUUCACCAUGCUUCGACUAAUCCAACCGAGUUUCCGUGUGAUGAAGCGAGAUUCCAGCAUUCAGCCUGCUCAUCCCGAAGAAUUUCAUUUGAACAGAACCAAAUGGCCUACAAUUCCAUGGAUCCAGCCGGAGCGCGAUCCCCGCCUUUAGUACUAUCCCAUGGGCCGAACGCGUUGGUGAACACCCAUCAAAUCAUUUCUACCUGUGACGCCGGGCAAAUAUUUCAACACUUUAAAGGGACCACCCUUCAUGUCACUACGCAAGCUCAUUUAGAAUUCAUCCUCAGAGAGUAUCCUAACCGCUACGCUCCAGCCCCUCCUCAUAAACAUCCGAGUGUAUUAGAACCCAAGCUUUAUCAUACGAUGUUGGCGGAUGUGAUUUCUUGGAUUGUAUGUGCACAAGCAUCCGUGUCCGAUCGACAGGACAGCUCUUUUAGUACUCAGGAGCCCUUGUUUCUUCAAAUGCUCGAGUACGAUCGCGGUGAAAACAGUCACCAGGACUUGUCAAUAAUCGGGGCUGAAGGGGGACUCAACCCUCUGAUACAGUUGUCCUAUCAAGAAUUGAAUUCGAUCUACUCGCAAUGGCUUCGUGCAAAUCCGUUUGCCUUUCUUUUCAACGAUGCAGCUCCCAGCCAACACUGCAUUCAUCUCACGGAGAAUAGCGCCUUUUUAGCCACGGUGGUUGGCUGGCAUUUCUACUUGAGCUCGCGCAGCCGCAACUACGGGUCUCCUCAAACAUCUGAUAAUUAUCCCCAUAUGUCACCUCGGUGCCAUAUGCCAUUUUUCGAGUACGCCGAAGCGCAGUUGAUGGGAAGGGCAAUGUGUGUCAACAGGUCGACUCUAUCGAUAGUUCAAGGUUUAAUCUUGCUGGGAGCUUUCCGCUCAGUUGAUUCUCAGCCCAGAUGUGGUUGGGCAUUACUAAGUGUUGCGCAUUUACUCUCGAAGGAGUAUUUGUCGCCAGCAAAGCGUCUCAAACGUCCAAGAAAUCUAAACGGAGAGCUUGAUGUGGAAGAAAACAAAAUACUAGGCAUAAACUGGCUUAUGUGGAAAGUCUAUGCCAUGAUAGACGGAUCGCCUUCAUACUUGGAGGCAUUUUUGAACCACGCCCGCGUCAACGACAGCACCACUCAGACUGAAUGGGCGAACCGCUCGCUGCUCAAUUCCAGUCAAAUUUUGGAGGUGUUCUGCACUUUGUGUCAAGAAGAUCCAUCAAAUUCACUUGUCCCGGAUCCCACGGCGAAGCCGUCCAGCAGUGAUUUGCUCUACGAAAAUAAGGUCUAUCUGAUUCGAUGGUUGAUGGACACAGCCAAGAUGAGGUGCCAGGUCAUGGGAUCAUACGAUUCGCCGCCUAGUAACCCCGGCCGAUGGACCUCUUCCAAUCGUCACGACGUCCGCAAUGCCCAUGCCAACAUCGUCCUCGCGGUUGUUUUCAGUAUCUUUGCUUUAAGCCGGCUGGUACCUUUGGAAGAAAUGACUCUAACAACCUUCACAAGAAUUCCACUCCCAAUCUUCCGCGACGUCCUCAAGUUGCUCCAAAUAAUCUCUGUCGAGGGUGCGGAUUCGAUUGUAGCUAACACUGCUUCCCUCGAUCAGUCAAAGUUUGUGAAUGCCUCUACGGCGGAUUCAAAUCACAUCACGAACCAAUUAAUCGAUGUUGUUGAGUCGCUGGGGAGAUUUGCGUCAGCUGGUUUGAGUUUGUAUCCAAUCGACGAUUUUCAAAUAAUGGAAGACAUCAGGAUAAAAAUGGUUUCUCUAUCGGUCAGCGUGAGCUCUCAAACGAAUUCAAGUCAAGAGUCAUCAGGAGCCUUUCAACCCCCUGCCUCCGUAUCCUUUCUCGAACCGGCUCAGGGCUUUGUGAAGCUUCAACCGAGAGAUCCCAUUGGCCCCGAACCUUUCGGAAACAGAGACCACCCUGUGAUAACACAAAGACCGUCUAUCCCCAUCAAUUAUUACCCCUCAGAAUCCGACAACAUGAUUGAUCGUGACUCGACCCCUACGAAAGGUGCCUCUGUUAAGGCUUUCUUCCCAUCCAAUAAUUGCGCGCAACCACCUUACCAAAUGACUUCAAAUGAUGUAGGAGGUGUCUUAUCAUCUCCCCCACUCUCAGACCCUCCUUCUUCAACAUCAUAUCCUUUUCAAUCCAACCACGAUCCCGAAACGAAAUCCGAGAAUCUACUUAUUCCCUCUCAGGGAACUGGACUGUUGCUUUCUCUUUCGGACUCUCAGGGUUUGAUUGAACCAAGCGAAAUGAGCGCCACCGACUUGAACCCCGGAGUGUUUACAUGUCCCAGGGGAGCAGAUCAAUACUUUUGCACGUUGGAUUCGGAUUCUUCUUGGGUAAAUCAGCCACCCCUUCAUCAAAUUGAUUUGGACUCCCACUCGCAACCUCAAGCUUUGGAUUCUUUCCCAAGAACCAGAACACCCAAUCAGCUGUCACCUCCAGCAGGCAGUCCACCGAGCUAUCGACUGCAUUCACCUUGCUUAGACUAUUUCCCUAACCAGUCGGAGCUUCGCGAAGGUUCCAUGGCAAGUUUCCUCUUAUCCGAUUCAACCAAUAGGGCAUUGGAGGCUCCGCAAUUAACCGAACACAGUUCAGGUUUCCAUUACGACGCCCUCACUCGACAUGGGGUUUCAGGGACUUCAACACCCGCCAGACAAGCUCGUUAA
Messenger RNA from Puccinia graminis f. sp. tritici CRL 75-36-700-3, 3304 nucleotides. RefSeq lists its product as uncharacterized. Bases 17 to 3304 code for a protein of 1095 amino acids. The record is from RefSeq and is a predicted model, not a curated record. Gene Ontology annotation, cellular component: nucleus. The transcript is spliced from 7 exons. Lineage: Eukaryota; Fungi; Basidiomycota; Pucciniomycetes; Pucciniales; Pucciniaceae. Gene Ontology annotation, molecular function: zinc ion binding; DNA-binding transcription factor activity, RNA polymerase II-specific.